CGCUUGGCAGACCCCAUCCCAGCUCGCCAGUCCCAGCGCAGGUCGUAGGCAUGCUGGAGGCAGUGAGCUCCCUGGCGGUCGUCCUCUGGGGCGCGAUCCACCUUCGCACCCUUCUCUUGGGCGCUUUCAUCUUCCUGUUGCUUGCCGACUUCCUCAAAAGGAGGCGCCCAAAGAACUUCCCUCCCGGGCCCUGGCGCCUUCCUUUCGUGGGAAACUUCUACCACACCGACUUUGACAAGUCGAAUCUGGUCAUUCAGCAGUAUGUGAAGAAAUAUGGUAACCUUGUUAGUAUGGACUUGGCUGACCUGCCUAUGGUGCUUGUAACUGGAUUGCCCUUAAUAAGAGAAGUCCUUACCCACCCGGGCCAGGACUUUCUGAACCGCCCACUGAGCCCUAUUCGAGAACGUGUAUUUGGUAAAAACGGACUGUUCAUGUCCAGUGGCCAAGUAUGGAAGGAACAACGAAGGUUCGCUCUAAGCACACUAAGGAACUUUGGCUUAGGAAAGAAGAGCUUAGAGGAGCGCAUCCAGGAGGAAGCCCAACAUCUUGUUGAGAUCAUGGCAGAGGAGAACGGACAGCCUUUCAACCCUCACUUCAAGAUCAACAAUGCGCUCUACACUGCCUUUCCACGGAUAAUGAAAUACCUUCCUGGACCUCAUCGCACUCUGUUCAGAGACUGGGACAAACUAAAAUUGUUUGUUGCUCAAGUGAUUGAAAACCACAAGAAAGACUGGAAUCCUGAUGAGAUGAGAGACUUUAUUGAUGCUUACCUCAAGGAAAUGCACACAAACAAGACUGCUUCAAGUUUUGAUGAAAAAAACCUCAUCUACAGCACCUUGGACCUCUUUGUUGCUGGGACUGAAACAACAUCCACAACACUGCGCUGGGGUCUGCUAUACAUGGCCCUCUACCCGGAAGUCCAAGAAAAAGUACAUGCUGAGAUUGACAGAGUUGUUGGCCAGAAACAGCAGCCAAGCUUGGCUAAUCGAGAGUCCAUGCCCUAUACCAAUGCUGUCAUCCAUGAGGUACAGAGAAUGGGCAACAUCAUUCCCCUGAAUGCUCCCAGGGAAGUGGCUGUUGAUACCACUUUGGGUGGAUACCACCUGCCAAAGGGGACUGCGAUUCUGACCAACUUGACAGCACUGCACAGGGACCCCACAGAGUGGGCCACUCCAGAAACAUUCAACCCAGAGCAUUUUCUGGAGAAUGGACAGUUUAAGAAAAGAGAAUCAUUUCUACCUUUCUCACUUGGAAAACGUGUAUGCCCUGGAGAACAAUUGGCUAGAUCUGAGCUUUUCAUUUUCUUCACUUUCCUUCUGCAAAAGUUCACCUUCAAGGCCCCAGCCAACCAGAAGCUGAGCCUGAAGAUCAGGAUGGGCAUUACACUUUCCCCAGAGAGCUACUGCAUCUGUGCCAUCCCCAGAGCAUGAUGGUGGAGAAGGAGAGAAAGAGGAAUUUCAUGUCUCUAAAACAUGCCUAUGCAGAUGUGAGAGGACAGAAUGAAAGUGGGAAAGGAAAAAUGAGCAGAAUUAGACUAAGCAAAUUUGAUAACAGUCCUAGCCCUGCUAUUUCCCUCAGAAUUAGUCUGGAGCAAAUAAUUCACGUGCUCAAUAAUUUACAUGUUCAUCGUGGAGACAAAAUGAGAAUGGGGAUUCCUUCUCAGAAUACCCCUCUUUGUAACAAUUAAAAGAAAUAAUGGACUUUAAAUGAUUUGUAAACAAUAAAGCACAUGAUAAAAUUAUACAUA
This is a messenger RNA of Octodon degus (degu), 1747 nucleotides long. Its product is annotated as cytochrome P450 2J2. The transcript has 9 exons. The coding region runs from base 51 to 1430 and encodes 459 amino acids. Gene Ontology annotation, molecular function: iron ion binding; oxidoreductase activity, acting on paired donors, with incorporation or reduction of molecular oxygen, reduced flavin or flavoprotein as one donor, and incorporation of one atom of oxygen; heme binding. The record is from RefSeq and is a predicted model, not a curated record. Gene Ontology annotation, cellular component: intracellular membrane-bounded organelle; cytoplasm. Lineage: Eukaryota; Metazoa; Chordata; Mammalia; Rodentia; Octodontidae. Gene Ontology annotation, biological process: xenobiotic metabolic process.